Hevea brasiliensis (rubber tree) is the source of this 3071-nucleotide messenger RNA. Its product is annotated as chloride channel protein CLC-d. Gene Ontology annotation, molecular function: voltage-gated chloride channel activity. Gene Ontology annotation, biological process: chloride transport; transmembrane transport. The transcript is spliced from 23 exons. Lineage: Eukaryota; Viridiplantae; Streptophyta; Magnoliopsida; Malpighiales; Euphorbiaceae. Bases 355 to 2757 code for a protein of 800 amino acids. The record is from RefSeq and is a predicted model, not a curated record. Gene Ontology annotation, cellular component: membrane; intracellular membrane-bounded organelle.
AAAAAAAAAAGAAAACUGGAAGGAGAGUCCAAUUUUAACAGAAAACUUAAGACCUGAAACAAUAGAGCAAACGCGAAGUCACUGAAGGUUCCACGCCAUAGUCAGCCUUUUAUCUCUCUGGCGCGAUUUCUCCUCUCUAGGCACCUCUGGAUUUAAUUUCCUUCUCCUGUUUUUACACAACAAUUUUAUUAAGAGGCUGACUUUUUCGUUAAUCGAUACCUGAUCUGUGUCUGUUGAUUCUUAAUUGCUGCACAGGCCCCGAUUCUUUGAUUUCCUAUUUGGUGCCAAUUAGGGCUUAGGUUAGGUUUGAUUUUGAGAGAGAGAGAGAGAGAGAGAGAGAGAGAGAGAGAGAUAAUGUUAUCGAAUCAUCUACAGGAUGGAAUCGAGACCGCUAAGCUGAUGUGGUCUCGGAUUCCGAGUUCAGAGGACGGUCUGUUCGAGGGGGUUGGUCUCUUAAGUACCGGCGAUGGGAGCAGUGUCGAGAGCCUUGACUAUGAAGUUAUAGAGAAUUACGCGUAUCGAGAAGAACAGGCGCAGAGAGGGAAGCUUUAUGUUGGAUCUUACGUGGCCGUGAAGUGGUUAUUUGCUUUGCUCAUUGGCAUUGGUACAGGAUUAGCUGCAGUUUUCAUCAACAUAUCUGUUGAGAACUUUGCUGGCUGGAAAUUUUCUCUCACUUUUUCUAUAAUACAAAAAUCAUAUUUUGCUGGCUUUGUAGUAUAUGUAUUAAUUAACUUGGUUUUAGUCUAUUCGUCUGUAUAUAUCAUCACGCAAUUUGCACCUGCGGCAGCAGGAUCUGGUAUUCCUGAAAUUAAGGGUUAUCUGAAUGGACUUGAUAUUCAUGGCAUUCUACUUUUCAGAACCUUGAUUGGAAAGAUAUUUGGAAGCAUUGGUUCUGUGGGAGGUGGUCUUGCUUUAGGCAAAGAAGGUCCUCUUGUUCACACAGGUGCUUGUAUUGCUUCAUUGCUUGGACAAGGUGGAUCCACCAAAUAUCAUCUAAGUUCCAGGUGGCUGCAAGUUUUCAAGAGUGACCGGGAUCGUCGUGAUCUUGUGACCUGUGGAUGUGCAGCUGGAGUUGCUGCCGCUUUUAGAGCUCCAGUUGGUGGUGUAUUGUUUGCAUUGGAAGAAGUUACAUCAUGGUGGAAGAGUCAACUUAUGUGGCGAGUCUUCUUUACUUCUGCUAUUGUGGCAGUUGUCGUGCGUACUGCAAUGGGAUGGUGCAAGAGUGGAAAGUGUGGGCAUUUUGGCUCAGGUGGCUUUGUAAUAUGGGACAUAUCAGACGGUCAAGAGGACUACUCUUUUGCAGAGUUACUUCCAAUGGCAGUCAUUGGGGUUAUUGGUGGUCUACUUGGAGCUUUAUUUAACCAGCUAACACUUUACAUAACUCGCUGGCGCCGAAAUUAUUUACAUAAGAAAUCUGUCCGAGUAAAGGUUGUGGAAGCAUGCCUCAUCUCUGUGAUAACAUCAGUUAUUUCUUUUGGACUACCACUUCUAAGAAAAUGCAGUCCAUGCCCUGAAGUAGAUGCUGACUCUGGUAUUGAGUGCCCAAGGCCUCCAGGAAUGUAUGGGAAUUAUGUAAAUUUCUACUGUGACAAGAACAAAGAAUACAACGAUCUUGCGACGAUUUUCUUUAAUACUCAGGAUGACGCCAUAAGGAAUCUGUUUAGUGCAAAGACGAUCCAUGAGUUCAGUGCCCAAAGUUUAUUGACAUUUCUGGUAAUGUUUUAUACCUUGGCAGUGGUGACAUUUGGCACGGCAGUUCCUGCUGGUCAGUUUGUUCCUGGAAUAAUGAUAGGGUCAACAUAUGGACGCCUUGUCGGCAUGUUUGUUGUUAAAUUUUACAACAAACCCAACAUUGAGGAGGGAACAUAUGCUCUGCUCGGUGCUGCUUCUUUCCUUGGAGGUUCAAUGCGGAUGACAGUCUCAUUAUGUGUGAUCAUGGUUGAGAUCACAAACAACUUGAAACUUUUACCUCUAAUCAUGCUUGUUCUCCUUAUAUCAAAGGCUGUUGGUGAUGCUUUUAACGAAGGUCUAUAUGAAGUACAGGCCCAAUUGAGAGGCAUUCCAUUACUGGAUACCAGACCUAAGUACCAGAUGAGAAAAAUUACUGCAAGGGAAGCUUGUGGAUAUCAGAAGGUUAUCUCCUUUCCUCGUGUUGCUAAGGUUGCAGACGUAGUUUCUAUUUUACGGAGCAAUAAACAUAAUGGUUUUCCUGUGAUUGAUCACACGAGAAAUGGAGAAACCCUUGUGAAUGGACUUGUACUUCGCAGCCAUUUGCUAGUGCUUCUCCAGUCUAAGGUAGACUUUCAGCAUAGUCCUUUGCCCUGUGAUCCUAGUGGUGGAUCCAGGUCAAUCAGGCACAAUUUCAGUGAAUUUGUGAAACCUGUUUCCAGUAAAGGAAUUUCUAUAGAGGAUAUUCAUCUUAGUUCAGAUGACUUGGAAAUGUACAUAGAUCUUGCUCCAUUUUUGAAUCCUUCUCCAUAUGUUGUCCCUGAGGAUAUGUCUUUAACAAAGGUGUAUAAUCUUUUCCGCGAACUGGGAUUAAGACACAUAUUUGUUGUCCCUCGUGCUUCACGUGUGAUUGGCUUGAUUACCAGGAAGGAUUUGCUUAUUGAGGAUAAUGAGGAUUCAGGAAGUAGGGAGCUCCAAUCAACUAGUGUAAGAGCUCAUCAUUUAGAUAAAAGAACGUUCACUAGGAAUACGGAUAUGGAGCACCCCCUUCUCAACGGUCUUCUGGUCCAAAAUCAUGUGCCUGAUUGAAAAUGCUGUGCAGUCUUUCUCUUGGGAUCACAUUCCUGGCUGAUUCUGCAGACCAGUCAUAUCCUUUUUGCACGUUCCAUUAUUUUUACCUUGACAUCGAAUUAUUUUUCAGUAUCAUCUCCAAAAAUCGUCCUAGGUUUUAGGGUCAUUACUUGCUAAUCCCUUCCAUGCAGGGGGUCAUGAACCACACCCAUCAAAUGUGAAGUUAAGGAAGCUUGACAUUAUAUAUAUUUUUUUAAUUAUGACGGAGAGGUGGUUGUGCAUUGUGAAGUCCUUAUCAAUGAAAAAUGCUAUGGAGUUGUCGCUUUGGUUUA